GGCUGAUAUCAAGACUAUCGACAGAACUACGCUACACCAUACGGAAUUGUGAAGCCUCGAAAUAUAUCAGACCUGUGUGCUCUAUCUACUGUCUGAAGUCAAACGACCUACCAAAUCACAUAGACCUCGUGCUUCACAUCUCCUGAACAGCCACCACGCCCACCCAUCCAUCCCAUCCAUCACCAACCUCUUCUAACCACCAAACCCUCUUUCCCUCCCUCCACCAUGGCAACCAACGAUAUCACCACCACCGGCAUCCCCAGCACCACCAACCCCACCUCCGACGACCCAACCCUCUACCCCUACAACCUCGGCCCCUUCACCCGCCCCAUCACCACCCCCUCCCCAUCCGCCCAAACCUGGUUCAACAACGGCCUAACCUGGACCUACGCCUUCCACCACGAAGAAUCCGCCCGAUGCUUCCUCUCGGGCCUCACCCACGACCCCACCGCCCCAAUGCUCUACUGGGGCCUCGCCUACACCCUGGGACCAAACUACAACAAACCCUGGGACAUGUUCGACGACGCCGACCUUUCCCGCACCCUCAACCGGAUCCGCGCCGCCAUCACAGCCGCGAAGGACUACUCCGCUAACGCCACGGAGGUCGAGCGCGCGCUCAUCGACGCCAUCCAGCCGCGCGUCCCGGAGACGCUGGACGAGGAGUCGUAUCGCGCGUGCAACGAGGCGUACGCGGCGGCCAUGGCGGACGUGUACGCGAGGUUCCCUGGCGACUUGGACGUAGCGGCGCUGUACGCGGACGCGCUGAUGAACAUGUCGGCGUGGGACCUGUGGGAUCUGCGGACGGGGAAGCCGACUCCGGGUGCGAGGUCGGAGGAAGCGAAGGCGGUGCUGGAGGCGGCGUUCGAGGGGGAUAGGGAGGGCGCGAUGGGGCAUCCCGGGUUGUUGCAUUUGUAUGUGCAUUUGAUGGAGAUGUCGAGGACGCCGGAGGCGGCGGUCGAGGCGGGGAAUGCGCUGAGGGGGUUGUGUCCGGAUGCGGGCCAUUUGGUGCAUAUGCCGAGUCAUUUGGAUAUUUUGGUGGGCGAUUAUAAGGCGGCGGUUAAGGCGAAUGCGGAUGCGAUUGUCGCGGAUGAGAAAUUUGUGGCGAGGCAUGGUGGGAGCAAUUUUUAUACGUUUUAUAGGCUGCAUGAUUAUCAUUCGCUUAUCUACGCGGCGAUGUUUGCGGGGAAGUAUGGGGUUUGUAUGGAGUAUGUGGAGGGGAUGGAGAAGUCGGUGCCGGAGGAGUUGUUGAGGAUUGAGAGUCCGCCGAUGGCGGAUUGGAGUGAAUCGUGGGUUUCGGUGCGGGUUCAUGUACUGGUGAGGUUCGGGAAGUGGGAGGAGUUGCUGAAGCUGGAGUUUCCUGAGGAUAAGGAGUUGUACUCGGUCACGACGGCUAUGUAUCACUACGGCAAGGGCGUUGCGUAUGCGGCUACGGGACGGGUGGACGAGGCACAGAAGGAAAGGGAUCUCCUGUAUGAGGCAGUGCCUCGUGUGCAGCCGAGCAGGAUAGCAGGAGAUUUUCCGAACAAGGCGGUGGUGGUGUUGGAGGUUGCGAAGGCGAUGUUGGAUGGGGAGUUGGAGUAUCGAAGAGGAAACUACAGCGAUGCUUUUAGGCACUUGGAGACAGCGAUCGAGAGAGACGAUGGGUUGGUUUAUGCGGAGCCAUGGCCUUGGAUGCAGCCUGUGAGGCACGCUUAUGGGGCUUUGUUGCUGGAGCAGGGAAGAGUGGAGGAGGCGGAGAGUGCUUUUAAAGCGGAUCUAGGGUUUGAUGAUACGUUACCCAGGGCGAGACAGCAUCCGAACAAUGUGUGGGCGCUGCAUGGAUACUUGGAAUGUCUGGAAAAGACAGGUAAAGAGGAGGAGGCAGGCAAGAUACGGGAGCAGUUGGAAGCCGCUCAGUUGGAGGCGGAUGAACCAGUUAAAGCGUCUUGUUUCUGUAGAACGGUCAGUAACUAAGUGUAGCAUUCUGUAUGAAUUGACGAUUGCAAUUUCUUGAUCCUUCGAUUUCAUAU
This is a messenger RNA of Aaosphaeria arxii CBS 175.79, 2009 nucleotides long. RefSeq lists its product as uncharacterized. NCBI's taxonomy places the organism in Eukaryota, Fungi, Ascomycota, Dothideomycetes, Pleosporales. The record is from RefSeq and is a predicted model, not a curated record. The coding region runs from base 226 to 1953 and encodes 575 amino acids. Gene Ontology annotation, cellular component: intracellular anatomical structure. The transcript has 2 exons. Gene Ontology annotation, molecular function: protein binding.